GGUAAUGCACCAUUCCGCUGUUUGCCCUUCGCCUGAAGAAGACGGAGGCGCGCUGUUAAAAUCAGCUGAUUGUAGGGCUGCGCGCGGACAGGACAGACUCGCCAUGCUUGACCCACAGGAAAAUGGCCUGAAGGAUAUUCCUGACUAUGACGGCAUAGAAGAUGAAGCUUUCCCGCCACUCCCACCUCCACACUCCCCAGGUCGGGGAGGCCAGGAGGAGGAAGACCCAUUUGCAGAAGGAGAUGAAGGCGAGGUAUCACGGCUGGCAGAUGUUCCUGCUGCUAAAAGGAGAGGCGUGAAGAGGCCCCAACCCAAGCUCGACUCCCAGAGGCUGAUAUCAGAAAAAGGACUUCCAGCUCUGAAAACUCUGUUUGACAAGAUCCACUUUAAAGGCAAAGGACAUGAGGCUGCUGACCUGCGCAUGCUGAUGCAGAAGAUGGAGAACUGGGCCCACAGGCUGUACCCCAAGUUGCAAUUUGAAGAUUUUAUCGACAAAGUGGAAAAGCUCGGCAGCAAAAAAGAAGUGCAGACAUGUCUUAAACGGAUACGACUGGACAUGCCGCUGACGCAUGAAGAUUUCACAGGUGCAGAUGGCACUGGUGAGGAAGAGGCAGCAGCCGAAGUGCAGAUAUUUGGGGAUCCUGAUCCAUUCAGCGUUAAUGAGCUACAAGGGCAGAUCCAGUCCACUCCAGCCUUCGCUCCUCCACCUACACCCUCUCUGACCGAGGAGCAGCGUAGACGCAUGGAGCUGAACAGACAGCGAGCCCUGGAGAAGAGGCUCGCACGCCAGCAGCAGCAGAUCAGCUCUUCAGGCCCUCAGACUGUUGACGCGUUAGGAGCCACGCCUCCAGCUGCUCCCUCACCAAAUGUCAUCAACAGUUCCUCUGAUGGAGAUGAAAAAGUAGAGAAUUCUGACCUGGAGCCGGCCAGCAGCAACGCCGCCACCACCAUCAUCAUCAUGCAGCAAUCCAGUCAGCUUCCCCCCAAAGACUCUGAGGGUGAGCAAGAAAGCAGCCCCAGCCCCGAGCAUCAACCCAGCAAUGACAGCACGGAGGGAGAUUAAAGUACAGCAGUACUAAAGUGAAGCUUUGUCCAGUAUAUGAACUGUAAAGAGCAGAUUUAAAGGUUCCUGUGCCAACUCUUUAUGGGCAGUGAUGUGAAUUUAUUUAGUUAAUAUCAUAAACACACACAGUCCUACACACUGGGCCAAGGAAAGGUCUAGAAAAAUUUUUUAAUUGAUAUACCAAGAAAUAGUUGAGUUCUUUACCUUUUUUUUCUUUUAAGUCCAAACAAUAUCAAUAAAAAUGUCCUUAAAAUGUUA
Messenger RNA from Archocentrus centrarchus (flier cichlid), 1321 nucleotides. It is a transcript of the gene tipin, whose product is annotated as timeless interacting protein. Gene Ontology annotation, cellular component: replication fork protection complex; nucleus. The transcript has 8 exons. Bases 5 to 1063 code for a protein of 352 amino acids. The record is from RefSeq and is a predicted model, not a curated record. Gene Ontology annotation, biological process: DNA replication checkpoint signaling; replication fork arrest; DNA damage response. Lineage: Eukaryota; Metazoa; Chordata; Actinopteri; Cichliformes; Cichlidae. Gene Ontology annotation, molecular function: DNA binding.